This is a messenger RNA of Anopheles funestus (African malaria mosquito), 9202 nucleotides long. Its product is annotated as cGMP-specific 3',5'-cyclic phosphodiesterase. The record is from RefSeq and is a predicted model, not a curated record. NCBI's taxonomy places the organism in Eukaryota, Metazoa, Arthropoda, Insecta, Diptera, Culicidae. Bases 3042 to 6554 code for a protein of 1170 amino acids. Gene Ontology annotation, biological process: signal transduction. Gene Ontology annotation, molecular function: 3',5'-cyclic-nucleotide phosphodiesterase activity; protein binding. The transcript is spliced from 15 exons.
GGAAAGCGAGAGAGAGAGAGAGAGAGAGAGAGAAGAAACGUGAUUAAAAGCGGCAAAACGCAAAAACCCUACACGAUUGAUUAGUACAACGACAAUGGCAGUGUGCUGGUAGAAGAAGAAAAAAUCAGCACAAACAUUCAUGCAAAUACAGUAGCCGCAUCCAUCCGAUGAGUAAGACCAAACUAGACGUGUAGAGACGCACGCAGUAGUUGGGUCGAGUUUUGUGCGAUUAGAACGUCACCGAAGUGUGCGAACGCAAUACAGACGAACAAAAACACACCGGUGACAGUGAGUGUACAGAUGAUCGAUCGUAUGGAAGGAACGAUCAAACGAUCGAUUGAAAAAGUUAUGAUGUGUGACGCACAUACACUUAAUAUGCACAUGCUUGGAGGGUUUGUAGAUCGUUGUUUAAGUUAAAUGAAGCGUGAAAUUGAAACCGAAUUUGCAUGACUACCUUUGCUAGAUUCGACGCAAGAAAAAUCGUAACAAAAAGAUCAGUUUAAAUUAUUAUAAAAAGACAAAACAAUCCCAAAUUCUAAAUAAGUUUUUUUAGUUUGUUAAAAUUUUAAUAAUGCAAUUUUUUGGAAAUCAAACAUAAUUUAUAUAAAAUGUGUAAUAUAAUAGUACAUAAUAGACAACACUAUUCAUCAGCUGGUUGUUGGAUGAUUAGUGCUGAAAAAAAAUGGAAAGUUCCAAAAUCGUUUUACCAUACGCCCAGCAAAACCGAUAACGACAUAGAAAACAGGGUUCAGCGGGAAAAUACAAUAUGUUUUAGUACAAUAUUUUUAAUUUAUUUAUUUUUUUAUUUUGCUCGGUUAGAACGGCCUGAUCGUAUCAAGAUUUAUUUUACCACGUAACAGGUUAGUCAGUCCAUGCUACGGCGAGACGGACCGGAUUUGAGCUUCAGUCCUGCCGGGGGGCCGGCGCCGUUUAUCACAUACACCAUCGCGCCGUACCCAUUGUUUUAAAUUAACAACAUAAUAAGAACAGAUGAUUUGCUCAAGAAAAACUUAUCAAUCAUAGAAUGUACAAUAAUAUUUACAUUAAUAUUUGGACAUUCCUUUAAACUGGGUUUCGGAUUUCCCGGCUUCGGAAUGCUCUUUAUCUUUUUAUGUUAAAUGACAAAAUAUUACCUCUUAUGGCUGGAGGAAUAUUUCAUCCCCUUCGUAGCGCUCAGAAAUGAUAGUUUUAAAGACGAUUUGACGUAAUAAAUGCCAAAACAAAGAAGGCCAUUUUUUUACUUGUUUAUUGAAUAUUACGGUCUAUGUUGCAUUGAGGUAAUCCCCGACUAGGUUUUUACAUUCUAUCGUUUUCUUUUAUAGUAGGAAUUUCCUCCUACCAAGCUGCCAUAACCCGGACAUACUCGGUUGUGAAGGCAAUAUGUUCAAUUAAAAAAAAGUAAAAAUUCAAUUAAAAAUUCAAUUAAAAAAAGAUAAUAAAUGUUAUGUAAUAAUAAACAACAAAGCUAAAGAAAACCGCUUAAGAUAACCUCACUCAUCAAAACAAUAUUUAUCAGCUAAAAAAGAUCAUCCGUAUCUGCUCACUCUAUCAGAGUUGAUAUAUAGAUGUUCCAGGAAAAUGUACAGGAAAGUGAUCGAUGUUCCACAGUAUUUAUUAACAAAAGUAGAUGCAAUUAUAGUCCAUGUUGUCUAGUUUUCCAAGGAUAAAUGCUUUGAAAAUUUUGACCAAAAAAGAACGCGUUUCUGUACCACUGUGUAAGUAUGUAUGGAAAUGUCUCUCAUCGACACUCAAAGCACUCAGACAACCGGCUAGUAUAGUAUCUUGCCAUUGGGAGGAGAAAUUUACUCAUCCACCCACUCUCCAUUUGGCGUUCCAUUUUUCUGUCAGUUUGAAUGUCACCAAAAACUGUGGGCGACAGCUUCCCCUCGAAUUGAGAUUUGUUUUUCCUUCUUUGUUGCCCGAGCUUCACCUUUUGGUUCGGGCUCUCUCAAAUAAUUCAUCGAAAAUAUAAAACACCCCCCAAAACACAGACACACACACACGCACACACACCAAGAGAGACAAAUUCGGUAGUGAUUCGCUCUUUAUCACUACCAAAACGCUCUCCGACGCUUCGUCCUGGCGUGCUGGGGCUUUGUUAGCAAAAGAGCGUUAGCGUAGGAAAAGCGGGAAAAGCCUCUUCGAUUGGAGCGGCCAGACAUAAGCAACACGCAAAACUCACCGAAUGCCCCGCGUGUAUAUACGUGCCAGUUACGAGAGCUUGCGAUACGGGUGCCAGGUCAGACUCGUGACAGCUUCCAACCGAAACGUUAGCGAACCAAAAUUGUGAAGUUUUGUGAUAGAGUUUUUUGCCAACCAAGUUAGGUAACUAGGGCUCGGAAGGAAAAUUGGAAGUGAUGGGUUUAGUUCGCGGUUAAGCCGACGAUAGUGAUAGAGCAAAUUCCAAACCAAAAGCUUAUUUACCCCGAAUGAAACGAUAGUGAUUUUCUGUGUCUGGCUGAUUGAAGAACACCCGGAAAGCGGAUGUGGUUUGCUUUUCCCUCGCAAAAGCUUCCAAAAAAAAAACAUCCUAAAAACUAGGAUCACCAAGCACAGGGCGCGCCAUAAUCACGCGGUGCUGCUAGCGGAGAGUUUUUUGUUUGGCUUUCCGACAUCUUAAUUGGCGCUAAAAUACUAUUUGAUUACGCCUUACGACGAAGGCGUUGUACCUGCGGACCGUUUCGGCCUGGUGGAAAACGUUGCGUCCCACAAUCGUUACGGAAUUAGUUGCUGUUUUUAGAACAAGCUUAAGUGUGCGUGUGUGUUUGUGUGUAAGAUCGAGAGUGGUUUUAAUGCUAUGUUAGGGAAAAGUGUCACAAGUGUAAUGUGAAUAAUUAAACGGUGAUUUUUUGGUGCGUACGGUAUGGUACAUGGAGAGGCGUCGGCAUCCGCACAAGCGGAUGUAAUCGUUACCGUCCGGCCUAUUAUUUAGGCAGCAUAACAACAACCCACACACACACACACACCUACACGCGUCCAUCGGAAAACGGCAUUGAAGCAGCUGUUCAGUGUACAGUGUGUGUUUUGCUCUGCCGAGCAUCAUGGAGUCCACAGAGACACUCGAUUGGCCACAGAAGAACGGUAGCGGGACGGAUACCAGCAAUGGUAUUGAUGGCCAUGAUGUUCAACCACCACCGCCGGGCGAUGCAUCGGAACCGCCCAUCAACAAUAAUGGCAACCAGCACGACAAUGGCAGCAGUUGCUGUACCGUACCGAAGCUCGCCUCACCGAGACCGUCAAGCCCGGCCGAAAAUGGCGAGAGUGCUAAUUGCACCCUAAUGCGCAGCAGUUCCCGACCCUCGACCGAUGAUGGCAACCUGCUGUCACCGAAUACGUCGCGCUCGAGCAUGUCCCAGUCACCGACCCAUCACCAUCUGUCCCCAUCGCACCGUUCGGUACCGCCCGAUUCGCUCUGCUCGUUGGAAGAGCUGGACGAGGUCGGUGCAUUCUUUGAGGAGCAUUCGGCCGCCAUUGAACGUUGGUUCCGUGAACGUGCGCCGAACGAUGUCAUUAGCAAGCUGCAGUCAAUUACCACCGGGGACAGUUCAAAGUCGCCGAAAUCGCCCCAUCGAGCGUCGGUCACUUCGGACCUGUUUCAACAAUGGCUUGCAUCGUCUCCGGUUAAGAAAUGUCGUUCGCCGACCUCCCGGAGCUCCAUCUCCAACCGGAGCCAUCUGGCCGAUCUGGACGAGGGUGAACUGUUUAUGGAGCUGAUACGGGACGUGGCCAACGAGCUCGAUAUAGACGUGCUGUGUCACAAGAUUCUGGUCAACGUGGGUCUCCUAACGCAUGCCGACCGGGGUUCACUGUUCCUUGUCAAUGGGCCACCCUCCGGGAAGUAUCUAGUCGCGAAGCUGUUCGACGUAACGCAAAACACUCCUUUGGACGAAGCGGUCCGGCGUGCUAAACAGGACGAAAUCAUCAUUCCGUUCGGCGUCGGUAUAGCGGGAACCGUCGCACAAACGAACGAAACCAUCAACAUCAAGGAAGCGUACAAGGAUCCACGCUUUAACAGUGAAAUCGACCAGAAGACUGGCUACAAAACGAACAUCAUCCUGUCGAUGCCGAUCUGCAACUACGAGGGUCAGGUGAUCGGUGUGGCGCAGAUCAUUAACAAAACCAAUGGUUCACCCGAGUUUACCGAGCGUGAUGUGGAGAUAUUUCGCCGCUAUCUCACGUUCUGUGGCAUUGGCAUCCAGAAUGCACAGCUGUUCGAAAUGUCCGUCCAGGAGUACCGGCGCAAUCAGAUACUGCUCAACCUUGCCCGUAACAUCUUCUCCGAGCAGAACAACCUCGAAUGUUUGGUGACGAAAAUUAUGACCGAAGCACGGGAGCUGCUCAAGUGUGAACGGUGUGCGGUCUUUCUGCUAGAUCUCGACUGUGGGGAAGCGAACCACCUUGAACGGAUAUUGGAACGGCCGGAGAGGACUCAUCAAACCGUUUCACGCCGAACGAGCCACAACGUGGACGUUGAAGAUGUGCUUCAGCAGCAGAACACGAUCUCGACACGCUUCACGAUGAUAUUCGAGCUAGGCAGCAGCCAUCAAUCAUCGGCCAACAUUCUGCGACCGUCGGUGAGCGAUCUGAACAGUUCGAUGCUCGCCCAGAUUGCGGAGUAUGUCGCUGCAACGGGCGAAACGCUCAACAUUAGCGAUGUGCUCGAGUGGCUAAAGGAUAAGCCAAUCUGUCAGCGGCAAACGGUAGCACAACCGGUUCCGGCAGCGGAUGGAACGGUAGCCACGACGGAUUCCUUUGAUGAGACGCAGAGCGUCAAAUCGAUUCUCUGCAUGCCGAUCAUCAACGGCCAGAAAACGGUCAUCGGUGUCGCUCAAUUAAUCAAUAAGCAAAAUGAUCUACAAUUUACCAACUGUGAUAUCUCCAUCUUCGAGGCGUUCGCCAUCUUCUGCGGGCUCGGCAUCCACAACACGCAGAUGUACGAGAGUGCCUGCAAGCUGAUGGCGAAACAGAAGGUGGCACUCGAAUGUUUAUCGUACCAUGCGACCGCUAGUCAGGACCAGACACUGAAGCUGGUCAACGAUACCAUCCAGUCGGCCGAAGAGUACAAGCUGUAUAGUUUUAAGUUCAUCGACUUCGAUCUCGACGACGAUGAUACAUGCCGGGCAGCGGUGCGGAUGUUUCUACAAUGCAAUCUGGUUCAACAAUUUCACAUUCCAUACGACGUCCUAUGCCGCUGGAUACUGAGCGUGCGGAAGAACUACCGUCCAGUGAAGUAUCACAACUGGCGCCAUGCACUGAACGUGGCCCAAACCAUGUUUGCGAUGAUGAAAACCGGCAAGAUGGAACGCUUCAUGACGGAUCUGGAAAUUCUCGGUCUGCUCGUUGCGUGCCUCUGCCACGAUCUCGACCACCGUGGUACGAACAACGCAUUCCAAUCAAAAACCGAUAGUCCGUUGGCCAUCCUGUACACGACGAGCACGAUGGAACAUCACCAUUUCGAUCAGUGCGUGAUGAUACUGAACUCGGAGGGUAACAACAUUUUUCAGGCACUGUCCCCGGAAGACUUCCGCACGGUGAUGAAGGUCGUCGAGACGGCCAUCUUGUCGACGGAUUUGGCGAUGUACUUCAAGAAGCGCAACCAGUUCCUGGAGCUGAUCGACAACGGCGAGUUCGACUGGCAGAGUGAGGAGAAGAAGGAAAUUCUGUGCGGCAUGAUGAUGACGGCAUGCGAUGUGAGCGCCAUUGCGAAACCGUGGGAGGUUCAGCACCGGGUGGCCAAAUUAGUGGCGGACGAGUUUUUCGACCAGGGCGAUCUGGAGAAGCUACAGCUCAAUCAGCAACCCGUUGCGAUGAUGGAUCGUGAGCGUAAGGAUGAGCUGCCCAAGAUGCAGGUCGGGUUCAUUGACGUCAUCUGCCUACCGCUGUACAAGGUGCUGACGGAAGCAUUCCCAUGGAUUAGUCCACUGUACGAGGGUACGAUGGACAACCGGCAACACUGGCACGAUCUAGCCGAGAAGGUAGAGAUGGGUCUUACCUGGAUUGAUCACGAUACGAUCGAUAAGCCGGUGGAAGAAUUUGCAACUGGUAAGGAACCUUUGGCGGACAUUGAGUUCACCGUAACGACACUCAACUGUGCUCAUCCGGAGGACAAAACUGAAACAACACCGGUACACGAACGGAAACCACGCUUCAGCAGUUUACGGAAAACGGGUGCCCUCGGGAAAGCCGUCCGCAACAAACUCUCCAAAUCGGUGCAUCACAAUGCAGCGACCGGAAAUGAGCGACCUUCGUCCAUUGUCUCGCAGCCGGGCAGUACCAAGAGUGGUACGGACGAUGGUACAUUAACACCGGUUGGUGGAGAUCAUCCUUUGCCCAGUUCGGGCGAUGCGUCCGAUCAGCAUGCCGGUGAUCAGUCGCAACAGAAGCAGCAACAGCAACAGCAGCACGAUCAAUCCUCCCAGUCAGUACCGGUAACGCCGGGCAGUGGGCUUCCGCCUUCACAGCUACCGGAUGGUACCGGGAGUACAGCGGCACAGCCACCGAAACAUCCCACCAAGCCGGUUAAGAAGCGCUCCAAACUCUGUAUGCUGUUGUGACCCAAGUUUUACACCGACGCGUCGGACGAUGCAGCCAGUGGUGGUUCCGCAGUGGACAAGGAGAAUGCCGUCUAAGCUGGUUGUGUUGAACCGCAAACAAAAUCGAAAACCAAAAAUGGAACUGUAUGCCGUUUAUCUCCCUGUGGCUCUGUUGUUGUCGUUUUUCGUGUUGUAGCGAAAGAAGCAAAAAAAAAAAAAAACAAAACAAAAACAUUCCGUGAAAGGGAAAGCUUGUUGAACUUGAGUAACGAGAAACAUGAGGGAAAGUAAAAGAGAAAAACAUAAAGGAGGAACGCUUUUUUGGGGCCGUCACCAUUAUGAGGCCAAAACAGUACAAUUUCGAACACCUCCCCGAGAGGGGUUUCGGGGGUUGUUCGUACAAGGCUGUUAGUUCAAUGUUUGUUCAUAGUCCAGUUUCCUAUUGUGGAAGUUAUAUAGUUACACGUAGUUAUGCAUAUGCUCAAAACCACCCAAAAAAAGUAAAAAAAUGGUAAAAAAAAUAUAAAAUGCUAAUAAUAAACCAAUGACAAGCGAGAGUAAAAAAAGUGGACAAACUGUGAGGUGGAAAUGGAAUACACAAAUCGGUCAAUUUAGGAAACACACCAUACCAACAAAAAAAAAACAAGGAAAAACACCACGGAAUCGUGUGAAUAUCUCUUUUUUUACGUAUAAAAAAAUUCUCCACGGUGGAAAAAUGCAUGCAAGAAAAACAAUACCAAUCGAUGUUAUAGAGCUGUGCAGUGUAGCUAUUUUUUCCCGCCCAGAGCUGGAAAGAAUUCAAAAGAAGAAAAAAAAAACAAGCUCACCGAACCAUCACUUGUUCGGUUGACAGUUGUUCUGACAGAACAACGAUCCUAGUCAUUAGUAGUCGUUCUAGCAGGCCAUGAUUUAGUAAAGCGUUAAGAACGCCAAAAAGAACUAGAGAGAGAGAGAGAGAGAGAGAGAGAGAGAGAGAGAGAGAGAGAGAGAGAGAGAGAGAAGCAAACAAGCGUAGUGAGCAAGAUGUUGUCACAUCCUGAUUGCACCGAAUUUUUAUCGGUGUUUUUGUGUGGAUGUGUGUGUGUGUGUGGUUUGUUCACUUAACUGGAUACGCACCGUAUAGAGUAAGCUUCGUUUACACGUUAACGAACUAGUGGACAGCGUGAACAGAGUAGCAAUUAGAUGUGUUAGUACGUUGAAAGCAAGAGCAAAACUCUUCGUGUAGUGUGUGUUGUGUUGCAAGCGAGGCGCGCAAGAGACAAACUCCAAAGACAAACAGUAAUUUAAACGUCCACACAAAUGGUGAUGCUGGUGAAGGUAAUAUACCUACCGUAGUGCGGUGCGCUGCUACUGGAACAAAGUAUAAAUGGCAAAACCAAGUACGAUGUUAGUUGUUCGCAAAAAUGGAGGGAAACCACCGACCAAAACAAGCUUGGUGCCGGUGAUCCCAAUUAUCCUGGCUGGUGAAGCUUACAGUCGUCGUAACGAAGAUGAGAGUUAUCCGAUAAGGUAUGUUAAGGGUGAUACCCGAGUGCAAUGUUUGCUACCGUCCUUCGUUUAGCACCUAGUGUCUACCAAUUCUAAGGACACUGGGCUGUUUUAUGCAUCUAAGCGUUAUUGUGUUCCCUUUCACCAUUGUUACUAUUUGUUGUCCUUCCUGGUGGCGCAAUGCCAGAGAGGAUAAGCCCGGAAAAAGGGGCGCCCGUGAUACUAUUGUUAAGCUUUGUUCGUUUUCCACAUUACGUUUCUGUUGGUUUUGUUUCCCCACCUUCGAAUGUUGUUGCUUUGUUUUGUUGUUGCUGUUGUUGUGAUUGCGUACUUGGCCGGUGUUUCAUUCGGCUUGGUGCAGCUUAUUUGCAUUUGUAAAAGUUUUGUGUACAGACAUGGCACAUGGAAGCAAUCGCUUUUUAAAAUCCAGACCGAAUUCACUGCAAAAUGGCCACAACGUGUGUGGGUUAUUGUGUGGUGUAAAGGAGUACUUGUUUUAGUAACACACUGAAUACACUGGACGGGAUGAUCAACAUGUGAGAUUUUUAUCUUAAAACGGUGCUUUCGUAUCGUUCCUUAGCCCCCUUUCCUUUAAGACUGGUAAGCGAUGUCACUUGUGAAACUAACCACCAUGUGUCGUUGUGAUUCAUGUACCCAAAAUGAAAAGAAAAAAAAACGGUUCAAACAAGGGGUAAUUAAUAGUUGAAUGGCGAAUCUAUUUUCGUUAGGCUGUUGGCAAAAUGGUAGUGAAAAAAGAAACCGCAAAACAGUUGUGAAACGAUUGAAGCUUUUCUUCAUACAAGAUGAUUUGGUGAUGGUGUGAAGAGGGGGGAGAUUUGUUGGAGCGUUUGUCCAUAAGCGAACACAAAUUAGUAAUACAUACAUGGCAAACAAUACACUUUGCAUGUUCCAGUAAUAAUUAGCAGCAAAAACCAAACGCCGUGUCUUUGAUGGUUAGAAAACAUUUUUGUGAUUGUAUAUCCGUAUACUUUUUUGUGAUGCAAACACUUCUAGCAAAAGGGUGGCAAAAAAGGGGGAGUGGAAAAAAACGUGGGUGUGGGAAGGAAAUGUUUUUGGAUUAAGCGAACCGAAAAACUGAAACGAAAACACCGUCGAAAAAGAAAGCUAUCCACAAUGGCAAGAAUGAUGGAAAAGAAAUACAGCAACAUGUGAGCACUGAA